Messenger RNA from Gasterosteus aculeatus aculeatus (three-spined stickleback), 3221 nucleotides. Lineage: Eukaryota; Metazoa; Chordata; Actinopteri; Perciformes; Gasterosteidae. The record is from RefSeq and is a predicted model, not a curated record.
UCGGUAACCGCGGUAAUACAUCGUGCAGAAGAAGCUAGAAUAACCGGGACUAACGGACCUUUUGCGUUAGCUUGUUUUUUUUGUUGUUGCUGUUUUUUUGAGUAGCUGACAAAUUAAACGCGCGUUACAUCUGACGUAAUAUGACGUGUCCCAAGUGUUAGCAGGUUAGCAGGGCACCACUAAUACAUGACCUUUUUAUUAUUAUUAUUAUUAUUAUUAUUAUUAUUAUUUGAAAGGCAGCAUCGUGCUUUAGCUGCUCGGCGUUGACUAACGCCGGCUGCUUUCUCCGCUGUUGUCUUGUUAGCGGGUCGCCAGGAGGCUUUGCGGUUAUUCGGGCUCGCUGUUGUGACGCACCAGUUUUUUUUUGGAGCGUCUCGUGAAAAAGUCUCGUUGAAGCGUCACACGUGACGUUGACUCUUUUGCAGCAUGUUUCGUUUUCCCGUCGUGAGCCGGAGCGUGUUUCCCGCGGCGAUCGUCAGAGGAAGGGCGAACAAAGGUAACACGCAAAACGGACCUGCGGAUUCGCCGAUCACGCGCACGCACGCACGUGCAUGUUGCAUCUCAACACAAACACCCAUGUUGCGUUCGAGCAACGGAAGCCUUGUCACUUUAGCUCCACCGAUGGAUUAUAGGCAGGAUUACAGAUUUACCAGAAACCACAUCUGGUGCCAGGCUGUUACUGUCUCGGUUCAGCCAAUAGUUCCAAGUGGCCAUCGUUUAAUAACACAGAGGUUUCAUUAAAUUGGGUUCUUUGGUGAAAUGAACAGGGAAGAUUUAAACGAAAGGAUGUUUCUAAAUCUUUUUUGUCUGGAGCAGCAGCAGCAGCCGCCGCCACCAACCUCGUGGAGGUGUUCGUGGAUGGGGACCCCAUCAUGGUGGAGCCCGGGACAACUGUGCUGCAGCCAGCAAGAUGUACUUACUUACCUUGUAUAACUUGAAGUAAUCCAUGAUAAUCUUUCAUUCAUCUUGAAGCCGGUGGCAGCUUGUGCGAUGCCAGUCAUGAAGGGCUGGAACAUUUUAACCAACUCUGAGAAAACCAGAAAGGCAAGAGAGGGUGUGAUGGAGUUCCUACUGGCUAACCACCCGUUAGAUUGCCCCAUCUGUGAUCAGGGUGGAGAAUGUGAUCUACAGGACCAGUCCAUGCAGUUUGGCAGCGACAGGAGCCGCUUCACCGAGGGCAAAAGGGCUGUGGAAGACAAGAACAUCGGCCCUCUUAUCAAAACCAUCAUGACUCGCUGCAUCCAGUGCACUCGCUGUGUGCGCUUUGCCAGUGAGAUUGCGGGUGUGGAGGACCUGGGCACCACUGGCAGAGGGAAUGACCUGCAGAUCGGGACCUAUGUGGAGAAGAUGUUCAUGUCGGAGUUGUCUGGGAAUGUCAUUGACAUAUGCCCUGUGGGCGCCCUGACCUCCAAACCAUAUGCAUUCACGGCUCGCCCUUGGGAGACGAGAAAGACCGAAUCCAUCGAUGUUCUGGACGCCGUGGGUAGUAACAUUGUGGUGACCACUCGUGGGGGCGAGGUGAUGAGAAUCUUGCCUCGUCUUAAUGAGGACGUUAAUGAGGAGUGGAUCUCGGACAAAACUAGGUUCGCGUAUGACGGACUCAAACGGCAGAGGCUCACUCAGCCGAUGGUUAAAAGCCAGUCCGGGGAGUUGGUUCCCACAACCUGGGAAGAUGUGCUCCCCCGAGUCGCCGGAGCGCUGCAAGGAGUUGAAGGAAAUGCUGUCGCUGCCAUCGUCGGAGGCUUGGUGGAUGCAGAGGCUCUCGUUUGCCUGAAGGAUUUGCUGAACCGUUUGAAUAGUGACAGCCUAUGCACUGAAGAGGUGUUCCCACUAGCUGGAGCCGGGAGUGACCUGCGUUCCAACUAUCUAUUAAACACUGGGAUCGCUGGCAUUGAAGAAGCCGACCUGAUGCUCCUGGUUGGUACAAACCCGCGCUACGAGGCCCCGCUCAUCAAUGCACGGAUCAGAAAAAGCUGGCUUCACAAUGAGUUGCAAGUGGCACUUUUGGGUACGAAAGUGGACCUCAGUUACACAUACGAUCAUCUUGGGGAGUCCACCUCAGUUCUUCGAGAAAUCGCGUCAGGAACUCACCCGUUCUCCGAGGUCUUAGCCAAAGCCAAGCAUCCUGUUGUUGUGGUCGGUAGCAGCUGUCUGCAGACAGAGGACGGCGCUGCGAUAAUGGCUGCUGUGUCGAGCAUUGCUCAGAACGCUUGCAUCAGCAGUGGCGCUGAGAAAACCUGGAAGGUUCUCAAUGUGCUUCACAGGGUUGCCAGUCAAGUGGCUGCACUUGAUCUUGGAUACGAACCAGGUGUGGAUGCGAUCAGAAAGAACCCGCCCCAAGUGCUGUUCCUACUGGGAGCAGAUGCUGGCUGCAUUACUCGCCAAGACCUCCCUAAGGAUAGCUUCGUUAUUUAUCAAGGUCACCAUGGCGAUGUUGGGGCAUCAAUGGCUGAUAUCAUACUUCCUGGAGCUGCGUACACUGAGAAAUGUAGCACCUAUGUGAACACUGAGGGCCGUGCCCAGCAGACCAAAGUGGCUGUGACUCCCCCGGGCAUGGCAAGGGAUGACUGGAAGAUCAUCAGGGCCAUAUCUGAGCUUGCUGGUGUACCGCUGCCGUAUGAGACCCUUGAUGAAGUGCGUGACAGAAUGGCAGAGGUUUCCCCAAAUCUGGUGCGAUAUGAUGAUGUCGAGGAGGCCAACUACUUUAAGCAGGCUUUUGAGCUGUCUAAGGCAGUGGACCAGACCGGCCUUACCGGACCUUUAGUCCCUCCACAGCUCACUGUGAAGGACUUCUAUAUGACAGAUCCAAUAAGCAGAGCCUCCCAGACAAUGGCAAAGUGUGUGAAAGCUGUCAGGGAGGGAGCACAAGCUGUGGACGAGCCAGCCAUAUGCUAAAAGGCAAUGGAUAACUAUCCAAUCCUUUUAAAAAUGUUAUAUAUAUAUGUACGCACAACUCCGCUAUUUGCACACUUCUUGAAUUGUUUAUUUGCACUGUUUUAUUAUAGUUGGUGUCUCAUCAUCUAUGCAAAUUUUAAAAACAGUUUAUUACCUGCAGAGUGAAUGUGUAAGCUAAUUUACCAAAUUUCAAACUAUGCCCUCCUAAGUUUGUUUUCACCUAUGACUUUUUAGUAGGUGUAACUAAAGGUUUACAAUCAAAUGUAGUAUGUUGUCUCACAUUAAAAGUGUUAACAUUAUAUUUUUACUAAAGGCAUAUGAAGGUA